UUUGCCAGCCACAUCUACAUCGAAGUCCAACGUGCCUGGCCAAGCGGUUCGUGAAUACCGUCAUUGCGUACAGGCACUUCCUGGCGACGGACAUACCUUCCCGACAGUAUACAGUGUGGACCUCACACGCGCGUGAGGAUAUAUAACGGGCAAACUGAUAGAGACACGUUCUUUCGUAGCACAGGGCGUCUCCAUCUCAAGGAUGAUGGUGCUCUCUAGUCGCCUGGUCGCCCUUGCCCUCGUCCUAUAUGUCACCGCUGUCCCCGCCCCCACUGGUCAUAUCGUCCACGAGGUACGGGACAUCAUCCCCCGCGGAUGGACAGCCGUCCGACGAGCGGAGCCAGACAUGGUCCUUCCCUUCCGUGUCGGGCUCGUGCAGCCCAAUCUAGAGAACAUCGAGGAGUACAUCAUGGACGUAUCUCACCCCGAGUCGCCUAACUACGGUAAACACUGGACUCCGGCCAAGGUCGCAUCGACGUUUCGCCCGACGAAGGAGUCUGUCGACACUGUGCGCACCUGGCUCGUGGAGAGCGGCGUCGCUUCUGAGCGCGUCAAGCUAGGUACGGGUGGGAGCUGGAUAAAAGUGAACGUGACGAUCGAGGAGGCGGAACGUCUGCUGGGCACGGAGUACUACGUCUACCAGUUCGGUGAGGACGAGAGCCACACGCACGUUGCGUGCCAUGAGAAGUACCACCUUCCGGAACACGUCUCGAAGCACGUCGAGAUCGUGUCACCGACCCUCCACUUUGAUACCAAACCUCGCGGACCCGCCGGACAGUGGCAGAAGCUCGGUAGCAGGGACGAUGCGAGUGCGAGCUCAAACUCUUCUGCGCAUGCCAUCGGCCAGCCUGGAUUCGGUACGAGCUUCCCCAAGACUACGGGUACGGUGCAGGGCAUCAUCGAUCAGUUGGAGAACUGCGACGAGCAGAUCGUCCCGAACUGUCUGCGCGCGCUAUAUGACUUCGACUACUACCCUCUCGUCCCGGAGAAGAACUCGCUUGCUAUCGUCGAAUACACUCCCCAGGCAUAUAACGCGAGCGACCUAGACAUAUUCUUCGGCAAUUUCUCGCCCAGCCAGGUUGGGCAACGGCCUAUCCUGUACAGCAUCGAUGGAGGCUAUCUUGAGACGGAAGACGGCGGUGGAUUCUACUACAACGGCGAGUCUAACCUCGACCUGCAGUACUCCAUGACGCUCGUUGGCCCACGGCAGCCUGUGCAACUUUACCAGGCGGGCGACUUCUACGAGGGCGCCUCCUUCGGUAACCUACUCGACGCACUCGACGCGUCGUACUGCACUUUUGAGGGUGGCGACGACCCCGAAUUUGAUGCGACGUAUCCGGACCCGCACGGCGGCGGCUACGAGGGCCCCGAGAACUGUGGCACAGUCUCCCCUGCGUACAUCAUGUCAACGUCGUAUGGAUACACGGAGGCAGACCUGACGCCGGCGUAUGAGCAGAGGCAGUGCGCCGAGUAUGCGAAACUCGGGCUCAUGGGCAUCACGGUGCUUUAUUCGUCUGGCGACUAUGGUGUUGCGGGGAUUGGUGAAGCCUGCUUGGAUGCUGACGGCCAGGUGGACUGGUUUGGCCACACUUUUGCGCCAGCCUUCCCCGUCGACUGUCCUUACGUCACCGCGGUCGGUGCGACGCGGGUCAACCCGAACUCAACUAUCUUCGAGCCUGAAAGCGCAUGUGAACAGAUUAUCCAAUCCGGCGGUGGCUUCUCGAACGUAUUCCCCGUGCCGUCGUACCAGGCAGCUGCAGUGGAACACUAUCUGGCUAACUACCCACCUGGCUACCCUGACGGCACGUAUAACACUUCCGGUUCGCGUGCCUAUCCUGACAUCUCUGCCAACGGUGCGAACUACGUCGUCGCUGUCCAGGGUGAAUACUAUCUUGUUUACGGCACCUCGUGCUCGUCGCCUGUUUCUGCGGCGAUCUUCUCCGCUAUCAACGAUGCCCGCCUCGCCAUUGGGAAGUCGCCGAUUGGAUUUAUCAACCCCGCGAUCUACACUCCUGAAUUCAUGGCGGCAUUCAACGACAUUACUACCGGUUCAAACCCGGGCUGCGGCACGGAAGGCUUCUACGCCCAGCCCGGGUGGGACCCGGUGACGGGUGUAGGCACACCGAACUUCGUGAAGCUGCUUGCCCUCUGGCUGGCACUUCCGUGAUUGCAUUCCGGUGCACUCCGAAUGGGACUUGCGAAGCGGACUUGAACGAUAAUUGUUCCAGUGCAUACUUGUACAUGUGCUGGAAAGAU
Rhodofomes roseus is the source of this 2256-nucleotide messenger RNA. Its product is annotated as subtilisin-like protein. Lineage: Eukaryota; Fungi; Basidiomycota; Agaricomycetes; Polyporales; Fomitopsidaceae. Gene Ontology annotation, biological process: proteolysis. The transcript has 5 exons. The coding region runs from base 203 to 2167 and encodes 654 amino acids. The record is from RefSeq and is a predicted model, not a curated record. Gene Ontology annotation, molecular function: serine-type endopeptidase activity; tripeptidyl-peptidase activity.